Molecule: messenger RNA, 2757 nt
Organism: Amphiprion ocellaris (clown anemonefish)
Lineage: Eukaryota; Metazoa; Chordata; Actinopteri; Pomacentridae
Gene: itfg1
Product: integrin alpha FG-GAP repeat containing 1
Exons: 17
Coding region: 42-1913 (623 amino acids)
Cellular component (GO): plasma membrane
Source: RefSeq, a predicted model, not a curated record
UAUUGCGGUUGGUUGUUGUGAGGAGCUGAACUGACAGAAGGAUGUGGAUAUUUAACUUUUAUUCUCUGGCGUUUUUGUCACUGUUUUUGGGACAAUAUAACACAUUUGCCCUUCAGGAUGUAACCACCGACCUUUUCGGUGCUGCAAACUAUGGGGUGGUGGCAGCCUUUGGGGAUUUUAACUCGGAUAAACAGACAGACAUCUUCAUUAUCAGAGAACAGUCUGAAGUGGUGAUAUUCUUGGCUGAUUCAAAAUCCCCUUACUUCAAGCCGAAAAUUAACAUCAGUAAGCACGUUUUUCCAAGCAACACCGUCGUCACCAGUGUGGUUCCUGGAGAUUAUGAUGGAGACUCUCAGAUGGAUGUCCUUAUUACAGCUCAGAUCAACUCCAAGAGCGAAACUGUUUUUGUCUUCUGGGGGAACAACCAGACAUUAGAUAUGGAUGGGUGGCUCAAGCUGAACAAGACCUUUUUAGAUCAGCCUCUUGUUAUGGAUUUCAAUGGAGACAUGAUCCCAGAUAUUUUCGGAGUUACCAACCCACCCUUCACUGAAGUCUGUUAUCUCACGAACAGGAUUGCAGUGUGGAAGAAUGCACUGAGUUCAGCUGUCAGCAUGCGCAUCCCUCACUCUAACACUUUCAUUGACCUCAACAAGGACUUCACUGCUGAUUUGUUCCUGACAACUGAAGACUCCAAGUUUGAGACCUGGAUCAACAAGGAUGGGAACUUCACCAGAGCUGAGGUCUUGUUAAAGCCAGGAGCCAAGGCUGUCGGACAUUCCUCCUUUGUCGAUUUUGAUGGUGAUGGCUACCAGGACCACCUCCUCCCCGCAUGUUUGGAUGAAAGCUGUCAACACAGUGCAAUCUUCCUAGCCAAGUCGGGCUCGAAAGAGUGGGUACAAAUCCUGUCAGAUUUCCAGCAGAGGGAAACCAUUUGGAGCUUUGUGCCAGGGAAACCCAGCCAACCACUGGCCCUGCACCUCGGGGACUAUAACCUGGAUGGCUUCCCUGAUGCCCUAGUGGUCCUUCACAACACCAGUGGCAGCAAUCAGCAGGCCUUCCUAUUGGAGAACGUACCAUGUCAAAACCCAAGCUGCCACAAGGUAGGACGAAUGUUCCACAUCCACUGGGACCAAUCAGAUUUGGGAGCCAUCCAAAAUGCCACCAUGGCCACAUUCUUUGACAUCUAUGAGGAUGGUAUAUUAGACAUGCUGGUUCUGAGCCAGGCAGAGGGCAAAAAAGACUUGAUCAUCCAUGCCUUGAAGAACAAUUUUGAAGCUGAUGCCUACUUUGUUAAAGUGAUGGUGCUUAGCGGCCUCUGCUCCAACGACUGCCCAGAAGAUGUCAAGCCUUUUGGUGUGAACCAGCCUGGUCCCUAUGUCAUGUACACCACAUUGGAUUCCAAUGGCUACCUGAAAAAUGCCUCAGCUGGCCAGUUGAGCCAGUCGGCCCAUUUCUCCCUUCAGCUGCCCUACACUGUGCUGGGCCUUGGAAGAAGCGCCAACUUCCUCGACCACCUUUUUGUCGGCAUCCCCCGCCAGCCUGGAGAGACGGGAAUAAGGAAGCAGGAGUGGACAGCCAUCAUUCCCAACUCUCAGCUCAUUGUCAUGCCCUUCCCACACAAUAAGCCUCGCAGAAAGCUGACGACCGAGAGAAGAGGCAGGAAGCCCACCGUUUCCAUUUUGAUGCCAUGUGAAGGAAGAGAAGUGCAUCAUGGGAGAACAUCCUUUCCCGUCUUCCUCCACCUGCCCCUCAACCAACCACUCUUUAACCUUCACACAUUUCUCUCAGAGUUAUUUCAAGGGUCAAUAUGUGGAUCCUUGCUUGCUCCAAAACACUUCUUUUUGAUAUUUGUUAGUCCUCAAGUCAGAUGUGAAAUAUUUAUGUUCCAUUUCAUUUAUUCAUUCCAGUGUUAAAAGUACAGAUGCUGCAACAAGGCCAGGAGAAAUCCUAAUGGACAUAACUCUCAAGUUUAAAGCAGGGAUUUCUCUUGACCGGCUGUAGCUAACAGCAUGAUUAUCACUUGUGAUAUUAGAAUUUUUUGACAAAGUGACACAGAUUCCUGUUGAAAUGUCCUACAAGUUACUCCUAUAUUUUAAGCAGUUAAUAUUUAUUCUCUGGAAGGGAUGUACCUUUGACAUCAAAUGUUGAAAUGUGUAAAGUUAGUUGAAAUCCAUGUGUGUCACUGUCCAUCGUCACUGUACAGUUUAUUCACCCCUGGCUUUUUCAGUGAGAUUAAACUGAAUCUGAUUGUUUGACAUUGAUCUCAGCCUUGAAGCUGCAGCAGCAGCUGGUAGGAAAUGAAAAAAAACAGUCACAUACAAUGUAACGAUGCUGAGGAACAUUUUUCUUCUUCCAAUCUCACCAAAACUAAUGAAUGGCCUUCAGGUCUGCUGAUAGCAAAUUCAUCUUUUUCUGAGCUGAUUGUAUCACAUUGCAUCAUGGGAGUGCCAAAAAGUGUUGCAUCCAGCAAAUGUCUAAUGCUACUCUAUCAAGCCCUGGCAAAUAGUCUAAAACCUGCUGAAUAAAGCAUAGUUUGCUCCAACUUGUUUUUGUUGUCAAGCGCUUUGGUGCAUCCAGAUAUUUAUUUUGAAGAAUAAGCUCAUGCCUUUCCAUGUACUGUUCAACCUAAUGAUUAGACUAACUGUGAGUGUGUGUGAUUUAUUUUAUUUUGUUGAUUUGGCUUUCAAAUGAAUGUUCAAGUUGUAAAUGUGUUUAUUUACUGAAGUUGAAAAUAAAGGUUUCCUUUGCUUAAGUCAA